Rangifer tarandus platyrhynchus (Svalbard reindeer) is the source of this 450-nucleotide messenger RNA. Lineage: Eukaryota; Metazoa; Chordata; Mammalia; Artiodactyla; Cervidae. The record is from the annotation of a GenBank genome assembly.
AUGAAUGAACGCCGGCGCGGCGGCCCUGGGCUGCCGCUGGAGCAGCAGGCGUCCCCUGACAGAUGGGCCGCUGGGCGGGGACACAGCGGAGAGGGUGCAGCUCCAGGGGCGCCCGUGGAGAGAGGGGCAGAGAAGUCUGCUGGGACCGCUGUUAAGAAUAUGUGUCUAGAGAAGGAGCUCAUUCUAAUUCUUGGUGCACAGGGAGCUGUGACUCUCGCCCUGGGCCCCUCGCGAUGCAGUUCAGGGUGGAGCAGCUGGAGGAUGCUCUUCCUUCCUGGAGUAGCCAUGGCAGCGUGGGCCAGCUCCUGUGGGGAUGUUGUCGUGUCCCACGAUGCCUCGGGUUCCCUGAGAGCCCGAAACCCAGAGCAGCCUCUGCUCUUGCUCUCCCCUGGCUUUUCCAGAGCGGAGGGUCCAGGAACUCAACUGUUUGUUGGCCCCCCGGGCUUGUAG